AUGCCAUCUAAUUCUUGGUGGUCCUCGUCUUCGGAUGAGGAAGAAGAGAUGUUUUUCGCAAACGCUAUGCUACGGGCGGGGCAGAUUCUUAUUGAAGAGGAAGAGGAAGACGUCUCGUCUGAAAGCGUUAUUACCAAACGAAUACGAAUUAACAGAGACCGCGAAGGAGCGCACGAGAAAUUGGUGAACGAUUAUUUUUCGGAUGAACCACUUUGCAAUGACGAGAUUUUCAGACGCAGGUUCCGAAUGAGUCGCCGGUUAUUCACACGGAUUGCUAAUGAUUUGGCGGGGCUAGACCCAUUUUUCACGCAACGACCUGAUGCUCGAAAUUAUGAAGGGUUCACCACGUUACAAAAGUGUACUGCGGCCAUUCGCCAACUGGCGUACGGGACAGUGGCCGACGCUUUGGACGAGUACUUACAAAUGUCGUUGUACCAAGCUCAUGAAGCACGACACGAGUUUCCGGGAAUGCUUGGUAGUAUUGAUUGUAUGCAUUGGGCGUGGCAUAACUGCCCGACUGCGUGGCGCGACCAAUAUACGCGAGGUGAUCACGACCAUCCAACCUUGAUACUUGAAGCCGUGGCAUCACAAGAUUUGUGGAUAUGGCAUUCUUUCUUUGGUCUCCCUGGUUCACUCAACGACCUCAACGUGUUAUACCAAUCGGCGAUCUUUACCGAUGUCAUUAAUGGAACCGGUCCGGACACCCGUUUUAUAGUUUUUGGGGUUGAGUAUAGACGUGGGUAUUAUCUUGCUGACGGGAUAUAUCUGUCUUGGUCUACAAUUGUAAAGACUAUUCCAUAUCACGAGGACGAAAAAAGGAAAAAAUUCGCCAAGCGUCAAGAAGCUGCAAGAAAAGACAUCGAACGUGCUUUUGGUGUCUUACAAAAAAAAAUGGGCCGUCCUUGA
Molecule: messenger RNA, 906 nt
Organism: Helianthus annuus (common sunflower)
Lineage: Eukaryota; Viridiplantae; Streptophyta; Magnoliopsida; Asterales; Asteraceae
Exons: 3
Coding region: 1-906 (301 amino acids)
Source: RefSeq, a predicted model, not a curated record